This is a messenger RNA of Penicillium soppii, 486 nucleotides long. RefSeq names its product TRAPP subunit BET5. Gene Ontology annotation, biological process: endoplasmic reticulum to Golgi vesicle-mediated transport. The coding region runs from base 1 to 486 and encodes 161 amino acids. The transcript has 5 exons. The record is from RefSeq and is a predicted model, not a curated record. NCBI's taxonomy places the organism in Eukaryota, Fungi, Ascomycota, Eurotiomycetes, Eurotiales, Aspergillaceae. Gene Ontology annotation, cellular component: TRAPP complex.
AUGGUCGUUUACUCAUUCUACAUCUUUGAUAGGCACGCGGAAUGCAUCUACAAGCGCCGCUGGCUUCCGCGCCCGACCUCAAUCGUGGGGAAGUCCCGAUCAGACACAGCCGGAGCACCGACCGGUCUCGGCCAAACCGUCCGAUCGAGCGAUGAUGAUUCAAAGCUGGUUUUUGGCACGGUAUUCUCCCUGCGCAACAUGGUGCGCAAGCUAGGAGGUGAAGAUGACAAUUUCGUGUCGUUCACUACCAGCCAGUACAAGCUUCACUACUACGAGACGCCGACGAACACCAAGUUCGUGAUGCUGACGGACCUCAAGAGUCCCAGCAUGCGCAUUGCCCUGCAGCAGAUCUACAUCAAUCUAUUUGUGGAAUAUGUUGUCAAAAACCCCCUUUCCCCGACUGAACAUACCGGCGGUGUUGGCGUGAACAACGAGCUAUUCGAAGAAUCGCUGGAGCAGUUCGUGCAGACUCAAGUUCUAUCAUGA